AUGUCCGGGUUCAAAAUUGUCCAGACUCUAGAAAAGGGUUCAAACAGAUUAUUUAUAAUUCCAAGUAAAUGGGAACACGGAGGUUUACUUCGCUAUCCUAAAAAACCCAUUGAAUACAAAUUAGCAAAAAAUGAAAAUUCAAAGCCGCGGGACGAAUGGCCAAUUAUGUCGUGCAAGGUGAAGCGUAUUGGCUUACUUACCUAUGCAGAUGCCGAGGAAGAGCUAAAUAUUAUGUUGCAAAACAGCGACACAGAUGUCGGCGGUCAUGAAGACCAACGACUUUACACUAUUACAACAGCAGCGCCGCCGCCGACAUCUAACAUUAGUACGAAUUAUAAUGAUAUGGCGAGUCACCUAAUGCUUCAAGCACAAGUUGAUGUAUGUCCGACAACGACGAAAUCAUCUACAGCAAUAUUAGCACCGCAAGCAGAUCAAGAACAGUAUUUUUAUGUAAAUAAUAUAGCAACAACUGAAAUUAUACCACCUCCUUCAUCUCAUGAUCAAUUUGAUAUAAUGCAGAAACUCGAUACUAUACUUACAAACCAAAACGACAUAAAAGAAAUCCAAAAAAGAUUCGCGCAAAGACUGGGCAAUUUUGUUUUAGAAAUGGAAACUAAAGUAGAAGAAGUCAUCAAAAGAACUUUGAAUCAUACCAUCAAUCGAACUGUUACUUCUUUAGAUGAGGCAAAAGCAAGUCCUUAUGAGAAUAGUGCAUUUAAAUUAAAGCCUAUAAAUAAUAUUGAGGAACUUGAAGAGUUUGAAUUAUUAUUAUUAGAUCCAAUUGAAAAACAUAAACUCAUGCAGUUGCUUUCAAUCCUGUGCACGAAAUCAGAUGGAAAUGGUAUAACAUGCGCAUAUAAAUUAAUUGAUAUUAUUUUUACUAGAGAGUUCUUGUGUAAAUGUUCGUGGUCGGGUGGCAGUAGGGGUGACAAAAUAAAAAUAGCAUUGAAAGGUUACAAGAAUUUACUUGAUUUCUUCUUCAGGAUGAUUUUAUCAUGGGACAAAAGUUUUACAACCGAUAAAAAUGAAAAUUUUUUCAAGUUAGUACUAAGAAAUGCCGAACAAAGGAAAAACAUCAAAAACUUGCGAAAACCUGCAAUGAGAACACGUAAAUCAAAAACGCAAACGAAUAAAGAGGAGACGGUAACUAGUAAUGAAAAAAAGGAUGAGCAAGUAGUUGAGAAUGAAUCGGCUGUAGUAAAUGCAGAGAAAGAGAAAGAUUUAGAGGAGAUGGAGAAAGACUCAGAAAAAGAGGUGCAGAAAGACUUAGAGGAAGGGGUAGAAAAAAACUUAGACGAAGAGGUGGAGAAAAACUUAGACGAAGAGGUACAGAAAAACUUAGAGGAAGAGGUGCAGAAAGACUUAGAGGAAGAGGUGCAGAAAGACUUAGAGGAAGAGGUGGAGAGAGACUUGGAGGAAGUAGUGGAAAAGAAAAGAAAAAAAUAA
Molecule: messenger RNA, 1446 nt
Organism: Diatraea saccharalis (sugarcane borer)
Lineage: Eukaryota; Metazoa; Arthropoda; Insecta; Lepidoptera; Crambidae
Source: the annotation of a GenBank genome assembly